UGCGGUGCAGAGGCGUGGCACCAUCAGGGGCAGCACAGCGACAGUGUGCGGCGGUGGUCACGUCGCAUUUUCGUGUUUCCACUCUGUUCUUCUGCUGCUAGCCCCUGUCGAUGAUUAAACUGGAUUAAUAGGAGGCGAGAAGCGAGUAUCUAUAAAAACUGCUUCCAGAGCAGUGAGGUGUCUUCAUGGCAAUUCGAGGACAUUCAAAGUUCACAAAACAGGAGGUUUUUGACAUGUCGAACGGUUACGAAGAUCACAUGGGUGGAGAAGGGGACAAGGAUGCAAAGACCAAUCUGAUCAUAAACUACCUGCCCCAGAGCAUGUCACAGGAGGAGCUACACAGCCUCUUCAGCAGCAUCGGGGAGGUCGACUCUGCUAAAUUAAUUCGGGACAAAGUGCAAGGCCACAGUUUAGGGUACGGAUUUGUUAACUAUGUAAACCCUAGUGAUGCAGAAAGAGCUAUCAGUACUCUGAAUGGACUAAGACUUCAGUCCAAAACUAUCAAGGUUUCUUAUGCGCGACCGAGUUCUGACAUUAUUAAAGAUGCCAACCUGUACAUCAGCGGCCUGCCUCGCGGUCUCAGCCAGAAGGAUGUGGAGGACAUGUUCUCCAGAUACGGACAGAUCAUUAACUCGCGUCUGCUUAUAGAACAGGGCACAGGUACGAAAGGUGCGUCUCGUGGCGUUGCGUUUAUCCGAUACGACAAGCGCGCAGAGGCGGAGGAGGCCAUCAAAAAUCUGAACGGGCAAAAACCUCCCGGAGCCACGGAGCCAAUUAUCGUGAAGUUUGCGGCGAAUCCAAACCAGAUGAAGAACGCUCAGCUCGUCCCUCCACAGGUGUUGCCCAACCCCUCGAGGCGAUUCGGAGGACCUCUGCACCACCAGGCCCAGCGCUUCAGGUUCUCCCCGAUGGGUGUGGACCACAUGAGUGGGAUGGGGGGUGUGGUCCCUGGCAACUGCAACAACGGCUGGUGCAUCUUCAUUUACAACCUGACGCAGGACGCCGACGAGAGCGUGCUGUGGCAAAUGUUCGGUCCGUUCGGUGCCGUCACAAAUGUCAAAGUCAUCCGCGACUUCAACACCAACAAGUGCAAAGGCUUCGGCUUUGUUACUAUGACAAAUUACGAGGAGGCAUCCAUGGCGAUCGCAAGCCUCAACGGUUAUCGUCUAGGAGACAAGGUGCUGCAAGUGUCCUUCAAGACCAACAAGGGACACAAGUAAGAGAAGAGACAAUCGAGUGAGUUAAGUGGUAAGGAGGCGACAUAUACCAGGCUUUUAUUUUGAAAAGUUUGUAAAAAUCACUAUUCUGCACCUUUUGUAUUGCAUUAGAGUAUUUGGGAAACUGUCUUUUUAAAUAGCUCCUGCAGUCUGUGGGCAGUGUUGCUAUCUCAGAGCAUCAAACACACAAAUGCAAAAAUGUUUAAAAUACAAGAAGGUUUUGGUUUCAAGUAAAUGUAAAAUAUGUCUAAAACGUAUUUGUUCUUAAGUAUUUUAAUGGUAAUUUAUAGUCUAAAGAAGAGGGGAGAUGUUCCUCAAAUCAACUCUUAUUUAGAAGUAGUUGCCUUAAAUUAUCAUCUUAAAGACUCUUAAAGAUGCUGCCUCCAGUUUGUCUAAAAGCAAAGCGCUUUUAAUGAAUAUAAUAUCACCACUGACUACAUAUAUCAAACAGUGUAAUUAUAUGGAAAUGUGGUUUAUGUUGAUAGCUAAAGUGGAUUUAUUUUGGUUUGUUAAAUUUAAGGCCUAGUAUGGAGUAGGGAGUCUGAAUGGACCAAAGGGAGGUGAUCAGGCCUGGACUAGAAACAGCAUUUAGGAAGUCUGAGAAGAGGUACUUAAGUUUGAACCAACUCAGUAAAACUAUUAAAGGGGCACUGCGUAACUUUUCUGACUUUAAGGAUCCAUCACCUGCUUAUCUUCAUAGAGAUUAUGCUACCUUUUCUGAAAUAUUCCAUAGUGUCACAUCAAACGUGUCGAUUUUCCUGCAGAUAAGCAGUUGACCCCACUAGGAAAAUUUACAUGUUAGAUCUGUGGAUUGGCGUACAUGAAUAAAAAAAUAAAUAAAAUAAAAUAAAUAAAUAAUUCUAUGUUAUAAUGUGAAACUUUCAAGGCAAAGCAAAAUCUUAUUGGAGAUAAGCAGGUGGAAUUUCAUAAAAGUUACAUAGUGCAUCUUUAAGUUUGCAGUUUAUUUUGAUUUAUUGAUUUUUUUUUUCUGAAUUAUUUUGAUUUUUUCUUUUUGAUUUUGUUUUGUUUUUUGUUUCUGUUUCUAGCGGUUAAUAGGCUUUUACUAAGUGUUAAUGAGUGCUUUCUGAAAUUGCAUUCUGUUAACUAUUUAGUUUUGAUUACUUUUCCUUGUUUUGAUGUUUGUUUUGUUUCAUUUUCAACAUAAAUCAUUAAAUUUUAUUUCAUUUUCAUCACA
Messenger RNA from Boleophthalmus pectinirostris (great blue-spotted mudskipper), 2412 nucleotides. Its product is annotated as ELAV-like protein 1. Gene Ontology annotation, cellular component: ribonucleoprotein complex. The transcript is spliced from 7 exons. The coding region runs from base 186 to 1220 and encodes 344 amino acids. The record is from RefSeq and is a predicted model, not a curated record. Lineage: Eukaryota; Metazoa; Chordata; Actinopteri; Gobiiformes; Gobiidae. Gene Ontology annotation, molecular function: RNA binding.